CAAGUUCACAAAACAACUGAUAAUCCCAUUUAAAGUGUUCUCAGGUUUUUUCAGAGACUUAUCGACACGUCUCACCGCCAUUAGACUGAGCAGUGAAUCUACCACCUCCUCUCCACUCUCUCUCUCUCUCUCUCUCUCCAUCAUUUCACACAUCAAAAAGAGUUGAGAUUUUCCCUUUUUCUUUUGCUUUUUAUUGCCUCCUCUGUUUCCUAUUUCUCUGAUACGUCUGAUAGAUCUCGACCCUCUGUGUUCGCUUUUCCUUAUGCGAUUGGCGCGCUAUGGCUCUGAAAACGAACGCAGAUGGUCGGACUAGGAGCUCAGUACAAAUAUUUAUUGUAGCUGGUUUGUGCUGUUUUUUCUAUAUAUUGGGUGCUUGGCAGAGAAGUGGGUUUGGGAAGGGAGAUAGUAUAGCUUUAGAGAUUACUAAGAAUGGGGCUGACUGCAAUAUCAUUCCAAGUUUAAGUUUUGAAUCCCACCAUGCUGGUGAAUCUGGGAAAAUCGAUGAAUCUGAAUCGAAGCCCAAAGUUUUCAAACCAUGUCAUCCUCGUUACACUGAUUACACCCCAUGCCAAGAUCAGAAGCGUGCAAUGACAUUCCCAAGGGACGAUAUGAAUUAUCGAGAGAGACAUUGCCCUCCGGAGGAAGAGAAGUUACAUUGCCUUAUUCCAGCGCCAAAGGGAUAUGUAACUCCAUUUCCCUGGCCAAAGAGCCGUGACUAUGUACCAUAUGCGAAUGCACCCUAUAAGAGCUUGACUGUUGAAAAGGCUGUCCAGAACUGGAUCCAAUAUGAGGGUAAAGUGUUUAGGUUCCCUGGUGGAGGAACACAGUUUCCUCAAGGGGCAGAUAAAUAUAUUGAUCAGCUUGCUUCUGUGAUACCAAUAAAGAAUGGGACAGUUAGAACUGCAUUGGACACUGGUUGUGGGGUUGCCAGUUGGGGUGCGUACUUGUUGAGUAGAAAUGUUCUUGCCAUGUCGUUUGCACCCAGAGAUUCCCAUGAGGCACAGGUCCAAUUUGCUCUUGAAAGGGGUGUACCUGCAGUUAUUGGUGUUCUGGGAACAAUAAAGCUGCCAUAUCCAUCCAGAGCGUUUGACAUGGCUCACUGUUCUCGUUGUUUGAUUCCAUGGGGAGUAAAUGAUGGAAAAUAUCUCAUGGAAGUUGACCGAGUUCUUAGGCCUGGAGGUUAUUGGGUGCUUUCGGGUCCUCCAAUCAAUUGGAGGAAUAAUUACAAAUCAUGGCAGCGUCCGAGGGAGGAGCUUGAGGAGGAACAGAGAAAGAUCGAAGAAGUUGCUAAACUUCUUUGCUGGGAGAAGAAGUCUGAGAAGGGUGAAACUGCCAUUUGGCAGAAGAGGGUAAAUACUGAUUCAUGUGGAGACAGAAAAGAUGACUCCCAUGCUACCUUUUGCAAAUCUGAUGAAGCAGAUGCCGUCUGGUAUGAGAAAAUGGAGGCAUGCAUAACUCCAUAUCCUGACAGCAACAAUGCAGAUGGAGCUGCUGGUGGGGAGCUGGAGCCAUUUCCAAAAAGGCUUUAUGCUGUACCCCCUAGAAUUGCUAGUGGGUCUGUUCCCGGAGUUUCUGUUGAGGCCUACGAGGAGGAUAACAACAAAUGGAAGAAGCAUGUAAAUGCAUAUAGGAGAAUCAAUAAACUAAUUGACUCAGGAAGGUAUCGCAACAUUAUGGAUAUGAAUGCUGGUUUGGGUGGUUUUGCUGCAGCACUUGAAUCUCCAAAAUUGUGGGUCAUGAAUGUUGUGCCCACAAUAGCUGAGAAAAAUACGCUGGGUGUCAUAUAUGAGCGAGGAUUGAUUGGAAUCUAUCAUGACUGGUGUGAAGGUUUUUCUACUUACCCAAGGACAUAUGACCUCAUUCAUGCCCAUGGUCUUUUCAGUUUGUACGAUGGCAAAUGUGAUUGGGAAGACAUUCUUAUUGAGAUGGACCGAAUUUUGCGGCCAGAAGGUGCCGUCGUAUUCCGUGAUGAAGUGGAUGUAUUGAUUAAGGUGAAGAAGAUAGUUGGAGGGAUGAGAUGGGAUACUAAAAUGGUGGACCAUGAGGAUGGUCCCCUUGUUCCAGAGAAGGUAUUGAUUGCUGUCAAGCAGUACUGGGUUGCUGGUGGGAACUCCACCUCCUCGCAAUGAAUGCCAUAAAGAAAAGCUUCAAGGCCUUCACGUGGAUCUAAGCUGGCAAUGUUCUCUGUUACAAGUCCUAACACGGAUGUGUAUUUUUCCAGUGAGCACUUUUGCUGCCCGAGUACUUCAUAUACUUCAUAGGGAGGAGGGCUUACACAACCUAUGUUUGCUAUCUGUCUUUGGCCAUUCUCCUUCGUAGUGAUUUAUAAGUAGACACAGCUACAAAGCUUUGAUUGUAUGGUUUACAGUAUCAUUCAUUUUACUAAAAUCCCUUUAUUGUCUAGUACGCCGCUAAGGCCACACAUUUGAGCAAAUACUAGCCUCCUUAGUUGACUCUCAAAAUUCUCAGUAUGAUUUGCAUCCUCCAGAGUUUAAUGAUAGUUUAUUUAUUCGUUA
This is a messenger RNA of Prunus dulcis (almond), 2516 nucleotides long. Its product is annotated as probable methyltransferase PMT2. Gene Ontology annotation, molecular function: methyltransferase activity. The record is from RefSeq and is a predicted model, not a curated record. Lineage: Eukaryota; Viridiplantae; Streptophyta; Magnoliopsida; Rosales; Rosaceae. Gene Ontology annotation, cellular component: cytoplasm; endosome; trans-Golgi network. The coding region runs from base 279 to 2129 and encodes 616 amino acids. The transcript is spliced from 7 exons.